Molecule: messenger RNA, 1334 nt
Organism: Mangifera indica (mango)
Lineage: Eukaryota; Viridiplantae; Streptophyta; Magnoliopsida; Sapindales; Anacardiaceae
Product: WAT1-related protein At4g08290-like
Exons: 7
Coding region: 43-1149 (368 amino acids)
Cellular component (GO): plasma membrane
Molecular function (GO): transmembrane transporter activity
Source: RefSeq, a predicted model, not a curated record
UUUCAAUCACAAAUAGAUAGAAAAAACUUCUCUUGAUUAAACAUGGCUUUAAGCAUGGCGAAUUUCGAUAAGUUGAAACCCUAUUUUCUUAUGGUGUUUUUGCAAUUCGGGUCAGCUGGGAUGUACAUAAUUAGCACGGCGACUCUCAACCAUGGCAUGAACCGUUAUGUCCUCAUCGUCUAUCGAAAUGCCAUUGCUGCUCUUGUUCUUGCACCUUUUGCACUGAUUCUUGAAAGGAAAACAAGGCCAAAGAUGACGAUUUCAAUCUUCCUACAAAUAAUGACACUGGGAUUUUUGGAGCCAAUCGUAGAUCAAGGCUUCUCGUACUUGGGGAUGAAAUGGACAUCGGCAUCUUAUACAUCUGCUAUUAUGAAUGCAGUUCCCUCAGUCACUUUUGUGAUUUCUGUCAUUUUUCGAUUAGAGAUCAUAAACAUCAAGGAAAUAUACAGUCAAGCUAAGGUAUUGGGGACCCUACUUACUCUUGGAGGAGCUUUAUUGAUGACACUUUACAAAGGCCCUGUUCUUAAUAUGCCAUGGUCGCACACAGAAAGCCACCAUGAAAGCAGCAGCAGUGAGUCUUCAGAUAAACACUGGGUCGCUGGGACUCUUUUAAUCCUGCUUGGCUGCGUCGCCUGGUCCUGUUUUUACGUUCUUCAAUCAAUCACCAUAAAAAAGUACCGAGCGGAACUCUCUUUAUCCUCCUUGAUAUGCUUAUCAGGCACCUUGCAAAGUGCAGCAAUAGCGCUUGCUGUAGAGCGUCGCGCCAGUGGAUGGGCAGUGGGCUGGGACUCCAGGCUCUUAGCUCCCCUUUAUACAGGAAUAGUUAGUUCGGGCAUCACGUACUAUGUGCAAGGGCUUGUUUUGAGGACAAAAGGCCCAGUUUUCGUCACAGCCUUCAACCCUUUAUGCAUGAUCAUUGUGGCUAUUCUGGGCUCCAUAAUUCUAUCAGAAAAACUUCACCUCGGCAGUGUUAUUGGAGGGAUUAUAAUUGCAAUAGGCCUCUACUCUGUUGUGUGGGGUAAAAGCCCGGAUUAUUCAGGUUCAUCACCUGCAAAAGAUGACGCCGAAGAGCGACGAAUUACUGCAAGUGACAAAACUAAAAUGGUGACUGCCACUAUUAACGAUGAGCACAUAGCUGGAUCAGCAUAAUACUUUCCAUUAAUUCUACUGCUAAAAAGCUGAUAUAAGAUGUAUGUAAUAGCCUUCCUUUGCCUGGAGGCUCCUUUGCAAUUUUAGCCCAGAACUUUAUAACUAUUAAUUGGAGCCAAAUUACACAUUGGAUGGAUAUUAAGGUUACAUAUCUGAUGUUAAUAUAAUUAUCAAUCAUGCAAAUA